Molecule: messenger RNA, 1918 nt
Organism: Stereum hirsutum FP-91666 SS1
Lineage: Eukaryota; Fungi; Basidiomycota; Agaricomycetes; Russulales; Stereaceae
Exons: 6
Coding region: 76-915 (279 amino acids)
Cellular component (GO): mitochondrion
Source: RefSeq, a predicted model, not a curated record
CACAGAGACGCUCACACAUCUUCUUCCAUCUCUGAUCCCGCUACUUCUCCUUCCUCAAAUGUCUCUGAACCACCUAUGAACUCCUCGACGUCUACAAACGCUGAAAUCUCUCUCACCCCACAUCCCAAUGAUCCAUCCCAACCCUCUGCAGCCGGAUCCUCCACUUCGUCACCCUCGUCGCAUUUACCGGUACCCCCCGACCAUCCCCAUCUUAAUGGUGGUCGAAAUACGAGGACGUCCGGACCGAUAUCACCCUCCACGUACCAGAGCCCUCCGUUUCAUACCCAUCAGUUCUUCAAGGUGCUCGAGGAGACAUUCCCGACCGCCACAGCGCGAAGUCUGAUGCGCGCGACGAGAGCUCUGCUUGUGGAUCGUAUUGGUCGCGUACAGCGUGAGGGUCUCACAAAUAAGGACUUGGAUAACCAAGCGUACCUAUUUCGUGCUGCUCUCUCAGAGGCGCGAACUGAGGUGACCAUGCGUGCUCGUAGCGAGUCAGCCGGCAUACAGACUCAGUCCUCUGCUCUACGGAGAGAGGUUGACGCGCUCGACGCGAAGAUGAAAGAGGAACUGUCGACUCUCAGACACGAGAUUCAAAUGGAUGUGGAUAGUCGAAAGAAUGAGGAGAAGAAUGAAGAGAAGAAGCGAGACAUAGCGAUUGAGGAAAUCUUGAACAAGUCACUCGUUUCUCUCUAUGAACUCCGCUCCGACAUGGAAGAAGUGAGAUGGGACAAUAUGCGCAAGUCUGUUGCUGCAUUAUCUGCCUUCCUUGUCGUGAUCAUCCUGUCCAUGGAACUUCGACCAAGGCCAAAGCCUGUGCCUCCGCAACUCGCUCAAGUUCCUCCCACCAUGUAUAAUACUCAGCAUAAUCCUCAACCUCACUUCGAAGGCCUGGACAAGAUGGACACGAUGACAUAACCUCUUGUUUAUAUGCCGAGGAUGCGGGCAUGCUCGGACAGUCCGGUUCUUUUUAUGCUAGACCCGUGUGGACUUGGAAUGUGGAAGACUAUGUCCAGUGUAUAGUAAAAUGUCCUAUAAUCUUCUCGCCAACCCCCACUUCUUCCUGCCCACGCGAUUGACGUCCACUCGCUUCACGAAUUCUCCCGUCGCUCAUUUGCUUAAAUGAUCACCCCCUCAUCUGCAUCCCACAUACGUAGACCGUCGUCUACAAUACUCCGAGUAAUAUCAUGCUUAUAUAUCCCUAGUCAUACAUAACAGACCCUGUAUAACAGCCGUCUACACAUCGCUCGCCUGUCCAGAUUUUCCUUCCCAUCCCGCAUCAAUUCAUUGAACAUCGAGCUUGCUCAACUUCUCUGCCACCGCAUCCGCAUCCGCCGAAUCCGACUUGUCCUUCUCGCUUGUGUUUGGCGUAUCCUGAGUAUGAGCUGGACUAGCACUAGCACUGACGCUCUUGGCCCCCGACUCUCCUCUCGGCUUAUCAUCCUCAUCGCUAUCCCAGUUAUCCCUGACCUGCUCAUCAUCAUUCGUCUCUUUCUUCUUCUGCCUCCUCUUCUCGUUCUUCUUCUGUGCCUUGCUCAGAGCCUUGCCCUCACCACCCGCACCUCCACCUCCGCCUGACCCUCCAAGGCUAGGAAAGUCUCCUGCUCCUGGUACCCCGCGUGAUGAUGAAGAUGAAGGCUUUUUGGAAGCGGAGGACGGAGGGACCCAGCCGGGGAUAUGGCCAGCUGGAAGGGCGCGAGACUCGAUGGCUUGUUGACGAGUGGAGCGAAAACGCUGGACGUCUUCUUGUGGGGUAUAUCCCGGGCGUAUCUUGAGUUGUUUACGCACACUUCCAUCUGGGCGGCGUGAUUCUGGGAUGACACGCUCGAGUGUACGGGGAUCGACAGCAAUACCUGCUGUCGUCUUCUUCGGGUUGAGAGGUGGCAGAGACAUUAUAUGACCUGUAGUGGAUAUUUGCAAG